AUGGCUUUGGCUUGCUCGUUCUUCUAUCACAUAUUUAAAGACGCCGAGGAUUUCAUCACGCAACACGUUCUAGUGUCGGAGAUUGACCUCGGUGUUCUUCCCGAAGCUAUCGCAGUACUAGGGUCGUCACAUCUAGGUUCCUCAACUCGAGAAGCCAUCUUGAAAUUGAUAUCUACAAAUCUCGAACCACGCAGACUUCCUCAACGAGCCUGGAAACUCUCAGAUGCUCUAAGACUCAGCAAGAUUCAUACACAUGUUCGUUCUUUCACCGAGACUUACGCCAUUGAAAUCCCCAGAUGUUGCCUGGAUGAAGGUGGAGACUACCCCGCAACAUCUUCUGAGGUAGCUCGGAUCCAACGAGCCUUCUAUAGAUUCGAACUGUACUGCAAUCUCUUCCGUGACUAUGAGAAUCCGCCGUUAUCUUUAGCGGAGCAAAAGGAGUUCUUCUUCAACAAAUUUGCGCCAUGGGAAAAUGAGCAGUUGACGUGCAUCCACAAUUAUCUAUUCGAGUUAGUAUCCGAAGUUUACAAUGAGAUGGUCGAACACGACGUCACAUUUGGAUAUUACCGUAUCCCUCGUGCUGAUAUCUCAGAGCCUGGGGAGAUUGAAACCAUCCUCGCCCGUGGCCUCGCGAGUCUCCAUUCCAUCAUUCUAGCGAAGACAUAUAACGAAAAAGUCCAAGUCCUUUAUCCAGACCUCAUAGAGUCUACCGACAAAUUUCUCCACCAAGCAUUGACUGCAGCUAAUGACACAAACGAUAAUAUCUGGCUCGAGGAUUACACAGAGGGAGACAAGAUCCAGAAGAUAAGAUCUCCUUUCUUCCAAGACCCAGACACGGGGCCAUCUGAUGUUUGGUUCUGGGCGAAUCAAGAAGAGACAAGAGCUCACUUCAUCAACUGUGAAAUGCGAAAAUCUCUCCGGGAAUGGGGCUACGUGUUAUGGGAUCGUGCGAGACUUGACGCAUUGAAUGUACUCUCGACUCCCUGGGAAGAAGCUACCGAUCUGGUGACGAUUGAUGAGUAUGGUUGGCGAUAUAGCAGACAGCAGAAGUCGCUGGAAAGGAGACAUGAGAUAUACGUCAAGGGUGGAAGAGGUUGGUGGAGCGCGGAGGAUGAGAGUAAAAUUGUUUGGCCGGCUGGUAGAGAGGUCGAGCCUUGA
This is a messenger RNA of Mollisia scopiformis, 1158 nucleotides long. RefSeq lists its product as uncharacterized. The coding region runs from base 1 to 1158 and encodes 385 amino acids. The transcript is spliced from 2 exons. The record is from RefSeq and is a predicted model, not a curated record. NCBI's taxonomy places the organism in Eukaryota, Fungi, Ascomycota, Leotiomycetes, Helotiales, Mollisiaceae.